CGUAAAUACCCGUAUAUUCGAAAUCUGCGUAACAAGCAGGCAGUGAUAUGUCGACUCCGGCGCGACGAAGACUAAUGAGAGACUUCAAACGUCUUCAAGAAGAUCCGCCAACGGGCGUCUCUGGCGCUCCAACAGACAACAAUAUAAUGCUGUGGAAUGCUGUCAUAUUUGGUCCUCACGACACGCCGUUCGAAGACGGUACUUUUAAGUUAACUGUUCAAUUCACAGAGGAGUAUCCAAACAAGCCCCCUACAGUACGUUUCGUAUCUAAAAUGUUUCAUCCGAAUGUUUACGCAGACGGAAGUAUCUGUCUGGAUAUAUUGCAAAACCGUUGGAGUCCAACGUACGACGUGUCCGCAAUCCUAACAUCAAUACAGUCACUACUGGAUGAGCCUAAUCCUAAUAGUCCUGCAAAUAGUCAGGCAGCUCAACUCUACCAGGAGAACAGACGGGAAUACGAGAAGAAGGUAGCCGCAAUUGUGGAAGAAAGCUGGAUGGAUAAUCAGUAAACUUCUGUAAAUUUUUUCGCUGUAUGUAUGAGGGAAUACAUAUGAAUAUUAUGGUAAAUGUAGAGUGACGUGCUUGUACAAUGUUUUUGUGAUGGUAGAGUUCAAAAUAUGUUCACGAGUUUAGUGCAACGACGUGCCUUGGUCUGCAUGCAACUGGUU
This is a messenger RNA of Corticium candelabrum, 668 nucleotides long. Its product is annotated as ubiquitin-conjugating enzyme E2 A. Gene Ontology annotation, biological process: proteasome-mediated ubiquitin-dependent protein catabolic process; DNA repair; protein polyubiquitination. Gene Ontology annotation, molecular function: ubiquitin conjugating enzyme activity. Gene Ontology annotation, cellular component: HULC complex. The coding region runs from base 48 to 509 and encodes 153 amino acids. The record is from RefSeq and is a predicted model, not a curated record. The transcript is spliced from 6 exons. Lineage: Eukaryota; Metazoa; Porifera; Homoscleromorpha; Homosclerophorida; Plakinidae.